Messenger RNA from Halichondria panicea, 1087 nucleotides. Its product is annotated as procathepsin L-like. Gene Ontology annotation, molecular function: cysteine-type endopeptidase activity. The transcript is spliced from 6 exons. The coding region runs from base 1 to 1050 and encodes 349 amino acids. Lineage: Eukaryota; Metazoa; Porifera; Demospongiae; Suberitida; Halichondriidae. Gene Ontology annotation, cellular component: lysosome. The record is from RefSeq and is a predicted model, not a curated record.
AUGGAUAUGUUAGUAGCUGUAGCUCUACUCUGUCUGUGUGUGGGCUGUGCUGCUCAUGACAGCCUGAGUGUAGAGUGUAGACAGUGGCUGCAUAAGUAUGGUCGUGGCUUGAGUGAGGGUGUGGAAGAUGUGGAGCUGUGUGCUGUGUGGGCGGCUAAUAUGGAGUACAUACAAGCACAUAAUGAGAACGCUCAUCUCCAUGGUUACAGGCUGGCCAUGAAUCAAUUUGGAGGCUUGAGCACUGGAGAGUUCAUAUCCUCCACCCAAUGUGUACAGAGGGUUAGUCCAACCAACGCAUCACAACUAAACAUUCUCCACAACACGACUCUCUUCAGGGAUUGGUCCAGUGUGGGGGGUUCUAGUGGAGCUGUGGGGGGUGACCUCCCAGACACCAUGGACUGGAGAACCUCUGGAAUAGUCACCAAGGUCAAAGAUCAGUUGAGGUGUGGUAGCAGCUAUGCCUUCUCCUCCAUGGCUUCUCUGGAAGGACUACAUGCUCUGGCCUACAAGCAACUAGUGAAACUUAGUGAACAAAACAUUGUGGACUGCUCCAUUUCAUUUGGUAACCAUGGUUGCGUGUGUGGAGAGGUCAACAAGGCUUUGCUGUAUGUCAUCGAUAACGGUGGAGUGGACACUUGGGACGGCUACCCCUCCGGAGGAGAUCCAUACAGGUCAAAGCAAUAUGCUUGCUCUUAUUCCCCUGCCUAUUGGGGUGCCAGUGCUCGAGGUAUAGUGGUCCUCCCCUCUGGCAGUGAGGCUAGUCUACUGGCAGCAGUGGGUAGCAUGGGCCCUGUCAGUGUGCAUGUUGAUGCUACCUCCACUGCUUUCCAGUUCUAUUCUGAAGGUGUUCUCAAUGUUCACUAUUGCUCCAGUACUGUGCUCAGUCAUGCACUGGUUGUCAUUGGUUACGGGAGUCUAAACGGACAAGACUAUUGGCUAGUCAAAAACAGUUGGGGUCCUAACUGGGGCAUUAAAGGUUUUGGUCUACUGGCCAGAAACAAUGGGAAUAAUUGUGGUAUUGCCACGUCAGCAAGUCUGCCCUCUCUGUGAACUUUGGCGGACAAUAAUUAUGUAGACUAGUAGUGAC